This is a messenger RNA of Exophiala xenobiotica, 1593 nucleotides long. RefSeq lists its product as uncharacterized. Gene Ontology annotation, biological process: transmembrane transport. Lineage: Eukaryota; Fungi; Ascomycota; Eurotiomycetes; Chaetothyriales; Herpotrichiellaceae. The record is from RefSeq and is a predicted model, not a curated record. Bases 1 to 1593 code for a protein of 530 amino acids. Gene Ontology annotation, cellular component: membrane. Gene Ontology annotation, molecular function: transmembrane transporter activity. The transcript is spliced from 7 exons.
AUGGUGGAGAAAUUUGAGAAAGAAAUUCACCAACUCGAUCAUCCCGAUCACCAUCAUGGAGGCGAGAAGCCACGUGAAGGCCUCUCACAGCACGAAAUCGACACCAUCGGUGGUCUCAAAACCGUCGAGAUCGGCCUCUCUGCUGAUGAGGUCAUUGUUGAGCUCGACCCGGCAGAGCAGACCCGGAUCCUGAGGAAAGUUGACUACCGCCUGGUGCCGCUUCUGGCCCUUCUGUAUCUUCUUGCCUUCAUCGAUCGCGGCAACAUCGGAAAUGCGAAAAUUGCCGGCCUUUACGAGGACCUCAAGCUUCAUGGCAUGCAGUACAACGUUGCCCUGACUUUGUUCUUCGUUCCCUAUGCGUUCUUUGAAGUGCCUAGCAAUAUCCAUCUUGGAGACGCUGGAAUCAUAAGACCCUCUAUCUGGAUCUCGAUCCUGAUGUUUAGCUGGGGUACCGUCAUGACUCUCAUGGGCCUCAUCUCAACUUAUCAAGGACUCCUGAUCACUCGGUUUUUCCUUGGUGUCGCCGAGGCGGGCUUUUCCCCUGCCGCGACCUAUCUCUUGACCAUCUGGUACAAGAGAUAUGAGGUGAUGCGAAGAAUGGCCGUCUUCUACGCCUCAGCCUCCCUGUCUGGUGCCUUCUCGGGCUUGCUGGCUUAUGGGAUCCAGCAUAUGGAUGGAAUCUCGGGUGUCCCUGGGUGGAAAUGGAUCUUCAUCCUGGAAGGUCUUGCCCCCGUGGCUCUAUCGUUCAUCGUGUGGUACCUGCUUCCAGACAAUCCAGAGACAGCGAGGUUCCUUACCAAGCACGAGAAGGAGUUCAUCAUCAACCGGCUCGCCCUUGAGACCGGCUCCGGACACGGCCGGGUCACAAACAGUGAUCGAAUCCAAUUCAAAUACAUCAAAGCUGCCUUUAGUGACUGGCGGAUCUACGCCGGUGUGGUUAUCUUCUGGGCUAAUACCAUUGGUGUUUAUGGGUUUACCGCUACCGUGCCGUCGGUCAUCGAGGACCUCGGAUAUUCGUCAGCGAACGCCCAGCUGCUAACAAAUCCGAUUUAUGUCUUUGCCAUGAUCAUUACCUUGAUCUUCGCCUUCAUGUCCGACAAGUUUGAACAACGGACGCCGUUCAUCAUGGCUGGUUAUAGUAUCGCGGUUGUGGGCUUCAUUGGGGAGCUCGCAAUCCCUCACCCUCGGCUACCAGGCGUUACAUACUUCUUCCUUUUUCUUGUGGCCGCUGGUCUCUACUCACCUUUUGUUCCCCUUGUCUGCCUGAUUGGCAAUAAUCUGGCUCCAAGCUCGAAACGUGCGGUAGGUAUGGCGCUGCUGAUCUCACUGGGCAACACCGGAGGCAUUUGCGGAAGCAACAUCUAUAUCGCUUCAGAAGCCCCCAAGUAUCCCGCCGGGUUUGGCACUGGCUUGGGUAUCUGCUGCGCCGCGAUCAUUAUGGCAUUCGUUCUGCGCAAGGUCUAUCGACGAGAGAACGCCAAGAGAGAUGCAUACAUGCAAGGAAAGACGGAUGCAGAGGUCAGAGCUCAAUAUACUGAGCAGGAGUUGUUGGAUCUAGGAGAUAGGAGCCCCUUCUUCCGAUAUACUGUGUGA